Molecule: messenger RNA, 1545 nt
Organism: Lycium barbarum (goji berry)
Lineage: Eukaryota; Viridiplantae; Streptophyta; Magnoliopsida; Solanales; Solanaceae
Exons: 6
Coding region: 254-1249 (331 amino acids)
Biological process (GO): microtubule cytoskeleton organization
Cellular component (GO): cytoplasmic microtubule
Molecular function (GO): microtubule binding
Source: RefSeq, a predicted model, not a curated record
GUACGCGGUCACAUGUAUAUUUCCCGUGCUGCCGGCCCAAAAUUGGGUGUCAAAUAGCGCCGUCCCUUUUACUAGUGUUUUCGCCGGUUACAAAUAUCUCUUUCUUUCUAUUCUACUCUUCUCUACUCACUAUACACAUCAAAAUUCUCCAUUGUUUAGUUAGGUUAAAAUCUGAAGAGGAGACUUCAAAGUCAUUUCGAUUUGCUUGCUUUACCGAUCACUUCACCACAUUUUUUCUGAAGCUAAUCCCUAUAUGAUGUCUGAGGAAGCUGCUAGAGAUCUCAUUGCACUACCUGAAGCUGGGAAGAACAUUGAAAUCUCCAGUAACGGGAGUGUCCCGGUUACAGGGGUUGAGAGUAUUGAUAAAAAUCAUAAAGAGAAGGAAAGAGAAAAGCCUGCCUUACUGGUUGAACCUGUCCUUAAUGGAGACUGCACGGUGAAAACUGGGGCAGAGGUGGUUUCAGAAGUAGAAUACAUAGAGUCUGAGAAUUUGAAUGAUGUAGAAGAUGUUGACACAAGCCUUAAGACACUGUUGACUGGGCUAGAGUCCAAGGACUGGGUUUUAGUGUGUGAGACUCUCAAUGAUGUUCGGCGUCUGUCCUUAUUUCACAAAGAAGCCAUGGUUGAUAUGUUGGGAAAUGUGAUCUCCCUUAUUGUGAAAUCUUUGAAAAAUCCAAGAAGUGCUGUUUGUAAAACUGCUAUUAUGGCAUCAGCUGACAUUUUCAAAGCAUACUGUGACAGCGUAAUUGACUCAAUGGAUCCACUGCUUGUACAACUUCUUCUGAAAUCUUCACAAGACAAGCGAUUUGUAUGUGAGGCAGCUGAAAAAGCUCUGAUAGCUAUGACAACAUGGGUUUCUCCAUCACUGUUGUUACCGAAGUUGCAACCAAAUCUGAAACACAGAAAUCCUCGAAUUCGAGCAAAAGCUUCAAGCUGCUUUUCUCGAAGUGUACCACGUCUGGGAGUAGAGGGAAUCAAAGCAUAUGGAAUUGAAAUCUUGAUCCAAAUAGCUGCAUCUCAGCUCAGUGAUCAGCUUCCUGAGUCAAGGGAGGCUGCUCGUACACUGUUGUUAGAACUGCAAAAUAUCUAUGAAAAAGCACCCAGCGUUACCCCAACGGCUGUGAGUGAUGAAGACCCAGAAACAAUUUCCUGGGAGCAUUUCUGUCAAUCAAAUCUCUCGCCUUUGAGUGCUCAAGCAGUUCUUCGUGUAACCAAUCUCACUAGGGAGGGUAUUGUUUUAGGUUCAUAGUAUUUGUGCAAGUAAUGAACUAUAGUUCAUCUUUGUCCGUCCCCAUUUUUUGGUUUGGUUUCUUAUACCUGUAUAUACCAUGAAAGGUUUGAGGUGUUUGCGAGGCCGUUAGACCAUAUAGAGAGCUAUAGAUUUUAUAGUGUCUUGAAGAUAUGGUUUAGAUUACAUUUGCAUUAUACUUAAAGUCGUUCAUGAAUGCUUUUUUGCAGUAUGCAGUAUACGUGUAAUUGUGCUCGUUCAUUGUUUCCCGUGGUAUGUUAAUGGUUGAAGAGCAAAAUGCAAUAUUGAGAGGUCAA